Molecule: messenger RNA, 7102 nt
Organism: Diabrotica virgifera virgifera (western corn rootworm)
Lineage: Eukaryota; Metazoa; Arthropoda; Insecta; Coleoptera; Chrysomelidae
Exons: 9
Coding region: 1164-2456 (430 amino acids)
Biological process (GO): protein transport
Cellular component (GO): cytoplasm
Source: RefSeq, a predicted model, not a curated record
AGAAUAAGAUGGGUCAAUGUGGUCGCCAACAUCUCCAGAAGAUAGGCACUUUUAGAAGAAGAAGCUAGUAUGUUCUCCGACCCGGAUGCUUUGUUGUUCUUCAUGGAUUUAGGUGCUUGUUUUAUUUGUUUUUCUUCCACGUUUACAUAUUCGCCGUGUACUCAGUGUAACAGUCGCCGUGUACAGUGUUAUAGAUAUCUCUGUCUUCAUUUAGUUCCCUUGCGUAAUGCUCAUUCCAUGCAUCUAUCUGGAUGGGCUUUUGUUUGAUGUGUCGGUUUUCAAGGUUUUUAUUAAUUUCCAAGCCGCUGAUGAUCGCGCUCCUCCGAUGUAACAGUCAACUUCUUUACAUUUUGCAUCCCAUGUUUCGUUUUUGUUGUUCCUUGUCAUUUCUUUAAAUAUUCUUUGUUGAUCGUUGUAGGUAUAUCACUUUAUCUUCAGGGUUCUUAGUGUUCAGCCAUCUUUUGCUUUUGUACGCUUCCUGUUUCUUAUUUCUUUGCUCUUACAACUGUGUAUUCCAAGUGAUUUUUCCCGCUGAUCUGUGGACUGUACUGGUCUCUUCGCCUAGAGCUUCUUGUGCAAGUUUGAAAUUCAAAUUCAGAGGAUCAAAAUAAAUGAGAAUACCGAAUACCUACACUCCGAAGCUAUGUGAACUUUGAUUGGCCGCAAAUCAGCCCUGGCCUCUAGACGAUUUCAUAAUAUUUUGCAAACACUUUCAUUCAUUAACCAGUUUGCAAAAAGUAAUUUUGUUUACACUUGUUUUAACACUAACCUUGAUAACGUCAUUUUUGAAAUUUCAACGAUCAACAAACUCGCAGCUAUAUAAUGAAAGUACGGCGCUGAUGUUGAAGUUAUUUUUAAUUUGAGAAGAAAAGGAAAGAGACUUGGAAUAUCUAGUCCGCAGUUUUACUGAUACACAAAGUCGAAGUUAUUUUAACCAUUAAGUGAAGUGUUGGAUUAUUUCAUUUACUAAAUUACAAAUUACUUAUUAAUAAAUAGUAUGUAUUAUUGUUGUUAUUAUAUUGUUGUUGUUAUUAAACAUUUGAACGUUAUGCUAAAGAAACUGUCAUGUCAAAUGGAUUGUUGUUGGUUAAUAAUAAUAAUAAAGAAAAGGCAAUCAGUUCAGAUAAGGAGCAUUAUAAAAUUUCGAUGCUUAAAUUACUUCAAUGUCUUGUUUGUUACACAUGUCUUGUAGAGUAGUAUUUAUUCGUGGUGGAGUAUUUAGUUCCGGAAGCCCGAUUCUUGGUAAUGUAAUAGUGCAAUCUGCCGGGAAUGUGGAAGAUAUUACUUGCCGACUGCUUCGGAUUGAAGAGACUCACUGGGGCGUUAAUCAUGGUGUGCACAAAUUUGUUCUUAAAGAAAUAAAACUUACAAAAGUAUUACGAUUUAACGUUGGAGACCUCAUCUUUCCUUUUAAAUUUAAUUUACCAAGUUCCGGUAUUCCCUCAUCUUACACACACAAGAAUGGAACCGUAAAGUACUUUGUAUCAGUUCUGAUUCGGGGUCCUGUUUUUUCCGAGCUGACUGCAAUGGAACAACUACAAGUCAAUGCUACUAUUGAUAUUGUUCAGCGACCAAAGGUUCCUCUUUACGCUCAUGCUGAACAAGAAUCCGAGUUUUGUUUUUGUUAUACUUUCCACGAUGACAUGAAUUUAACAGCAAGUCUGGAAGAUGAUACGUUUUUCUUAGGUGAAACAAUGAUCAUAAGGGUUGAUAUUGGUGAUGAAGGUCCCAGCGAAAAUGUCGAAAUAACUGCACAAUUAUUUUUGCGUACUCGCUUUACAGCCCUACAGCCUAAAGUCAAGUACAACUAUGAAGAUAAACUAGUGCCUAAAGCUAGUGCAAAGGGCAUAAGUUCGAGAGCUCAAAAAACUAUUUAUUUGCAAUUACAAAUUCCAGCACAAAUGAAGAUUCCAAACUUUUGGGGAUGUAAAUUAUUUUAUCAUUUUUAUUAUCUGCAGGUGCAAGCUGUGCUUGGAAAUAGAAGAAACAUAGUUCUAAAUAUUGAAGAUAUUCAUGUAUGCCAUAGAAGAAUUAUUUCAAAUGAGAUAGGCUUUGCACAAGAUGUCGUUCCUUCGUACAUUGCUCCUGAACUGGAUUUAGGCUUUCCUUUGGUUCCUGUCGCACAAGCUCCGUCAGGUGCGUACCCUCCUACUACCGUGAAUGCGCCUUAUCCUUUGGGAUUCUCUUCACAUCCUCUCUAUCCAAGGCACACAAAUACAAUCAAUAUGCCACUUCCAGUACUACCUCCUCCACCAUUUUUAAGUAUCAACAGAAAUGGAUCGAUGAACAGAAACUCUGGACACCGUCCAUAUUCUUCAAGUUAUCCGACUGAAAGAAGAACGAUCACUGCACCUUUGGCUGUUCAAGAAAAUUUUACAGCGACUAAUGGUACGACGCACGAUAACUCAUCGGGACUUCCAUCUUAUGAUGAAGUUAUGAAAGAACAACAUUCUUGACAUUAAAUCUUAGAAAUUUAGCAAAAAACAAUUUUAUUAAAUCAUAAAAGAAUAAAUGAGAAACGGACAUCAGUCACGAGCUUCCUCUUCUUCAAGUUCCAUCUUCUAUCGAAGGUUGGAAAUCAUCAUGGCAAUGCGGACCCUGUUGAUUACCGCUCUAUUUAGCUCUGCACUACUGUAUUCAAACCAUUCCCUCAAGUUCUUAAACCAGGAUAUUCUUCGUAACGAGUUAUAUGCACAAAACAUAUACCAGAAUCCCGACAGACCAAAAUCCUGACAUGCAACAAUCCUCGCAAAAGUAAAAAUUCCGACCACUACAUUUUGAAUAUUUAUUGUUUCCUUUUCAAAUGAAAUACCAAAUCAUAUUAUAGAGUAUAGAGUAUUGAAAUUGAAAAAUUAUUACUUACUAAUAAGUACGGGUACUAAUUAUUAUGUAUUUUAAAAGAAAAAAUUAUUUAAACACUUCAUUUUUAUUAUUAAUUUUAUAUCUAUAAUAUAAAAGCUAUACUUACUGAAAUAUAAGGUUGUAAGUGACAUGAUAAUAUCUAUUAUGUGAGAGUAAACUUAAAUUCAGGAUUUGAUUAUACAUAUAUUAUUGGACUAUAUAUUGGCAAAAUAAAAAUAAUUUAAUUCAUAUACCCAUGUUAGAAAUUUUAUUUAGAAAAUUAGUUCAUAUUAAAUGGUAAAUACUUUUGUUUAGUAACAAAAAAUAAAAAAAAUGGCCAUAAACAAAAAACAAGAAAUAAAUGUAAUUAUAUGGUAAAAAAGAAACUUAUCAAACCUGUCGGAAUUCUGGCCUGUCAGGAUUUUGGCCGUCGGGAUUGUGGCUGUCGGGAUUUUUUCUGUCGGGAUUUUCGGAAUCAAACUGUCGGAAUCAAACAGUUUCCCGCACAAAUCUUCAUUAGACAAUGCGCUCUCUUGUCACUUAAAUCACUCUUGGAAUAAGUGAUAUGACGUACAGUGGGAAAAAUGAAAGAAUCCCCAUGAACGAACAUAUAAAACACGCUGUAUUUUCCUGUCACCGUGUCACAAAGAAAAUUGCCCAGCUCAAGUACAUGUAAUAAUAAUAAUUACAUGUACUUGCGCUGGCCAAUUUUUUGUGUAACACGGUGACAGAAAAAUACAGCGUGUUUUAUAUGUUCGUUCAUUCUUUCAUUUUCCGACUGUAUAUGUUAUUUUAUCGAUCUAAUUACUAAGGUCGUAUGUGUAAAAGAAUAGUCGAAGACUCUCAUCAUCAUCAUCAUCAAUCAGCCCUUUGCAUCCACUGCUGUAUAUAGGCCUCCCCUAUUUCCGUCUACUGUCUUCUGUCCUGAGCACUUAGAAUCCAAUUAGUGCUCAUUAUUUUUCUAUCGUCCGUCCAUCGCGUGGAUGGCCUUCCUCUACUUCUUUUAUGGGCUCUUGGUCUCCACCCGAGCAACCUCUUUGUCCAUCUCCCAUCUGUCAGACGGGCCAUAUGACCGGCCCAGUUCCAUUUAAGUUUAGCCACCUGACAUACAACAUCUGUGACUCCUGUUCUCAAUCGUAGUUCUUCGUUUGUUAUAUGGUCCCGCAAUGACCCAGCGGAGUCCGGACAAAUAAUCCCGGACAAAAAAUCCCCACAAAUUAUCCCUUGACAAAAAAAUUCCCGGACAAAACAUCCCCGGACAAAAAAAUCCCCACAAAAAAUCCCGGACAAAUAAUCCCCACAAAUUUUUUUGGGCAAAAUAUCCCCUCAAAAAAUCCCCAAAAAAUAUUUGCUGCCGAAUAGCUCUCUAAAAGUUUUGAAUUCCAAUUCCAUACUGAAAACUUCAAAUUUUACAUGACAAACGACUGUGAGUUUUUUCAAAAAUCGUGGAAGAUAUGGGGAAUGAGCUAAGACCCCAUUCUGAUAACCUAAAACGCACGUUAGCAUGUGAACGGUCUUCAGUAAAAUGUAUGUUACCUAGUUGUAAUUGCGCGUUAUCAAAACGCGUGUUAAUCGCCUGUCAUCAGAACGGGGCCUUAGCUCAUUCCCCAUAUUUUCCACGAUUUUUGAAAAAACUGACACUCUUUUGUCAUGUAAAAUUUGAAGUUUUCAGCAAGGAAUUGGAAUUCGAAAUUUGGUAAAAUUUCGGGAAAACUUUUAGAGAGCUAUUCGGCAGCAAAUAUUUCUUGGGGAUUUUUUGUCCGGGAUUUUUUGUCCGGGGAUUAUUUGUCCGGGGAUUUUUUGUCCGGGGAUUUUUUGUCCAUGGAUAAUUUGUGGGGAUUUUUUGUCCGGGAUUAUUUGUCCGGGGAUUAUUUGUCCUAGCUUCGAGUUUCUGCACCAUAGCUCAUAGGUCAUGUAGUCGAGGAAAUAAAGCUGGAAAAAUGGCAAAACCUCGCAAUUUUUUCGUCCAGCAUCGAUUUGUACAAAAAUUUGGGAUUAGGCUGAUUUCACCCUCUAGUUCAUUUUCUAUAUUGAGCCGUUGUACGCUUUUGGUUUUUUAAGGGUGAAAACCACCCCUAAUUGUAAAAAAUUAUAAAAUAACAUUUUAAACUUUAAUAUUGUUAACAUUUGCUUCUUAUUAGUUACAUAAUGAUUAUUUUGUGCUUUAAGAUAUAAUAUCACAAUAUUUCAACCCUUAAAACCACCCUUGUUGGAGCUAUAUAUGAAAAGUAUACUUAUCCUAAAAGAAUAAUUUCGACUUGCAUCAAUUUACAUAAAAAUUUGGGGUUAGGAUCAUCUUACCCUGUACUUCAUAUUCUAUAUCAUGCUCAAGGGCGUUGAUUAUUUUUAGGGGUGUAAACUACCCUUAUUGUUAAAAGAUAUAUAAAAACAUUGUAAACUUUAAUAUAGGUAAAAUUUGGUUUUGACUGGUUAAAUAAUGAUUGUUUUAUGUAUGCUUUAGGAUAUAAUAUCAUAAUAUUUCAACCCUUAAAAACCCCCCAUAAUACCAUUGCAAUUUUUAUAAGUAGACAAUUUAAUAGAUCUAUACAGAAAAAAAAGUAGAAUUAAAGAAUUACAAAAACAUUUAUUUACACAAAAAUACGAAUUUACAAAUAUAUAAAAAUACACAUACAAAUAGUUUUUUAGUCAUCCAGUAUACGAACCGGCUCUGUGGUAUUAUAUAGGUACAUUGAAAAUGCUCUAUAAGGGGACUAUUCGAAUUUUUCAAAAAAAAAAAAAUAGUUUUAUAAACAUAGCUCCUUCAUUUUUGGCGAUAAAAAGUUUUUUCAAUAAUAGUUUUGUAGAAUUUUUGAAGAGUAAUAAGAUUGUGUAAAUUGAAUUUCGUAAGAUCCCUUAAUUUUUAAUUGAGGUGGGUUUAAAGGGCUCGAAUAAGGGGAUGUUUGCUCGUAAAUAGAUGUUUUAAACAGCUAUGUCUUGCUAACUGUUCGCUGUAAUGAAAAUCUAUGCAUAAGAAAAUUUUAGCUAUUAAAAAAGCUACAAUUUAGUAAUCUAUCAUUUUUUUCGUAUCUCCAGUAGUUUUGGAGAUAUUUUGAAGAAAAUGAUAAAAAAUGCAAAAUUGCAAAAAAUCUAUUUUUCUUUAAACUCCAUUUUUUUUAAAAUUAGGCCUUUGAAAUAGAUCAAACUUCUUGGGUGUAUUGAUAAUAUAAAUAUAAAAGGAAUUACAUAAAGGUGAAGACCAAUUUUUAGUUACAAGGGUAGUAAGGGGGUUUUUUCACUAUUUUUUUCGUAGGGAAAAACAGGUACCGACAUUUUUUUGAUCAUAAGUUGCUCAAUUUUAAUGCUAGAAACUUUCUAUUAUUUUUUUAAAGAUCUUAUUGUAUUCUUGAAAAAAAAUUAUGUAAGUUUUCCUCAAAAAAUGCAAAGUUUUCCUGUUAUUUGGCUUUGAUUAUUUCAAAUUAUGCAUUUGACGAAAAAAGCUAACCUUUAACAUGCCGUAUCUCGGUUUGUAUUGGUCGUAAAAAUAUUAUAGAAAAAUAGUUUCGUUUGUGUUACUAAAAGAUACAAUUUUGAUAUCUACAGUUUUUUUGAUUAAAUGCAUAUUUUUCGAGUUAUUCUCAAAAAAACCCUCUAAAAAAGUCGAUUUUUUCGUCGAAAAACUGUUACUUUCAACCACGAAUAACUCGAAAAAUAUUAGUUUUACGAAGAAAAUGUAAAACACAUUUUUUUCUUAAAAAUACUUUUUACAUCGAUUUGCAUGGUUAAAAUGUAAUAAAAAAUUCCCACCCCCGAGAUGGUGUGGCAACUACCCCCAAGGUUUUAGCGUACAACAGCAUGAUAUAGAAAAUGAUCCUUGGACUAUUUCCUAUCUUCUGUAAAAAUUUCAAGUAAAUACAUGCUGGACGAAAAAAUUGCAAGCCAAAAUGCUUCAUUUCCUCGACUAAUGAGUCAUGCUUCGUUUCAAUUCGCAUGUUUGAUUGUCUCUCGUGAUUCGUAUUUCAUGACCAAAAUAUGUGUAUUUUCCGCAAACUCCAUUUCGUAGUCGUUAAUGACAAUGUUUUCACUGGGGACUAGGUUUGUUAUUAGCUUUGUCUUAGAUAUUUUCAUUUUUAACUUAAAGUAAGAGCACACUUCUUGAAGGUCUUGCAACAUUAGAAGACUCUACAGUGAUUUUUUUUGUAAGAUUUUUUAUGUUUGUAGAUUUUUUAAUAUAUUUAUAAAUUUAUUAGGCUGAUUGUAUCAGCAAAAGUUACUUUUAUAAAGUCUUUAAAAUUUAUUUCUAAUAAACAGAAUUAAAAUUGUA